AUGGCAUGGAAGAACAGCGGUGCAAUGCAAAUAUGUAGAUUUCUUCUUUUAGCAAUUUUAUUCCUGCCACGUGGGAUGACAAGUUCUGUUUUAACUGUGAAUGGUAAAACUGAGAACUAUACCCUGGACACCGAGCGUGGCUUACAAGAAUCUCUGACAUGUGCUGUUGAAAACCAUACCAGAGAGGAAGAACUUCUCUGGUAUCGAGAAGAGGACAAGGUGGAUUUGAAAUCUGGAAACAAAAUCAACUCCAGCUCUGUCUGUGUCACUUCCAUCAGUGAAGAUGACAAUGGAGUCAGCUUUACCUGUAGGCUGGAGAGGGAUGAGACUGUGUCCAUUUCAGUGAUGCUGAAUGUUACAUUUCCUCCUCUCCUAAGUGGAGAUGACUUCCAAACAGUUUCAGAAGGCAAUGACGUGAACUUGGUUUGCAAUGUGAAAUCCAAUCCCCAGGCUCAAAUGAUGUGGUACAAAGACAGUAACGUCCUGACUUUAGAAAAAGACUAUCACCAAAUCCAACAGACAAGUGAGUCUUUUCAGCUGUCAAUUACCAAAGUCAGGAUAUCUGACAACGGAACCUACAGCUGUAUUGCAAGUUCAUCUCUGAAAACAGAGACCAAGGACUUCCUCCUGAUUGUUAAAGAAAAACCUGUGGCUGUACCAACAGAAGCCAUUAUUGCUGCAUGUGUUGUGGUCUUUCUAACGUUGUGCUUUGGCCUGGUUGCUAGAAGAAAAAGAAUAAUGAAGCUCUGUAUAAAGCAUGAAGAGCCUAACAGGGGAACAUCUCUGUAA
This is a messenger RNA of Propithecus coquereli (Coquerel's sifaka), 789 nucleotides long. It is a transcript of the gene TMIGD1, whose product is annotated as transmembrane and immunoglobulin domain containing 1. The transcript has 5 exons. The record is from RefSeq and is a predicted model, not a curated record. NCBI's taxonomy places the organism in Eukaryota, Metazoa, Chordata, Mammalia, Primates, Indriidae. The coding region runs from base 1 to 789 and encodes 262 amino acids.